Penicillium longicatenatum is the source of this 2415-nucleotide messenger RNA. RefSeq names its product small subunit rRNA maturation protein TSR1. The record is from RefSeq and is a predicted model, not a curated record. Gene Ontology annotation, cellular component: preribosome, small subunit precursor; nucleus. Gene Ontology annotation, biological process: maturation of SSU-rRNA from tricistronic rRNA transcript (SSU-rRNA, 5.8S rRNA, LSU-rRNA); endonucleolytic cleavage of tricistronic rRNA transcript (SSU-rRNA, 5.8S rRNA, LSU-rRNA); ribosome biogenesis. Lineage: Eukaryota; Fungi; Ascomycota; Eurotiomycetes; Eurotiales; Aspergillaceae. Gene Ontology annotation, molecular function: U3 snoRNA binding; GTPase activity; GTP binding. Bases 1 to 2415 code for a protein of 804 amino acids. The transcript is spliced from 2 exons.
AUGGCGCCCACCCAGGUGCACCACCACCGCUCCACCACUAAGAGCGCCAACAAGCCUUUCAAGACCAAGCAUGCGUCCAAGGGUGCUCUGAAGGAGCAGGCAAAGGGCAAAGUUGAGGUGGAGCGGGGCUCUCGCAAAACCCCCCACCAACAAUUGAAGUCGAAACUCGAUCGCCGCAACACAGCCCGCCAAAGACAAGCAUUGAAGCAUCAGGAGAAGGCCCAGGCAAAUAGCAUUUUCACCGGUCAAAAUGGUGCUCCCCGCCAUGUCGCCGUCGUCCCGCUGUCCACUGACAUCGAUAUCGCUUCCGCUAUCAGCUCAUUGAACGAAAGUGUCGAUGUUUCCACCGAGGUUUCCGCCGACAGCAUCACCCGCGUGCGAAUCGACCGAUUCCGCCAGAGCUUGCUUUACGUUCCUUCCAAAUACGAUCUUUUGAGUGCUCUGGAUGUUUGCCGCAUGGCCGACUUUGUGAUCCUGGUCAUGUCCCCCGAGGUGGAGGUGGAGGAGGAGGGCGAGCUCUUGCUGCGCUCCAUUGAGAGCCAGGGUAUUUCCAAUGUCAUGACUGUUGUUCAGGGUCUUGAUAAGAUCAGCCCGCCCAAGAGGCGCCCGCAGGUGGCCUCUUCGUUGAAAUCCUACAUCAACCAUUUCUUCCCGGCCGUUGAGAAGGUCAUGUCUCUGGAUUCGCGACAGGAAUGCUCCAAUGCCAUCCGUUCCCUUUGCACUGCUACCCCGAAGGGUAUCCGCUGGCGUGACGAGCGCAGCUGGAUGUUCAUUGAGAAUGUUCAGUGGCCGGAUGUUGACACCGAGGUGGUUGACGACGUUGUUAUCACCGGUGUUGUCCGUGGAAAGGGCUUGAAGGCCGACCGGAUCACCCACAUUCCUGGUUGGGGUGAUUUCCAGAUCGCCUCGAUCACUGCGGCUCCUCUGGCUACCACGAAGAACAAGAGAGACGAUUCCAUGAAUGUCGACACCAACGAAACCACUCAAAUACUGGAUACCCCUACUGCAGACCAGGAUGACAUGGCCAUUGUAGCCCCCGAAGAGAUCGAAAUGGAGGACGACGAUAUGGUCUCUAUUGCCGAGACUGAGCGCAAGGGUGUCUUGCUCGAUGACCACCACUACUUUUCCGAUGACGAUUCUCACAUUCCCGCGAAGCCUACGCGGUUGCCCAAGGGUACCUCCGAGUACCAGUCUGCCUGGUAUCUUGCGGACGUUUCCGACUCUGGAUCUGACAUUGAUGAUGGAGAGGAGGAUGAGGAUAUGGACAUGGACACUGGUGGCGCGCCAGAGGAUGGCGUUUUCCCCGAUCACGCCGAUGCUAUGACUGAGGGUGGACCUUCCGAGUACCCCCAGUCAGAGAUGUUCCUUGACCCAUCCCCGGAGGAUGAGUCACAAGAACUCGCAGACUACCGCGCCAGCCGACGCAACGAGGCCCAGGAGGACCUCGAGUUCCCCGACGAGAUCGAACUUCACCCUAACGUGCUGGCCAGAGAGCGCCUGGCCCGUUUCCGUGGUCUGAAGAACCUCAAGAUCAGCCCUUGGGAGACAUCCGAAGAUCGCCCCUUUGAGCCCGAGGAUUGGCGCAGGCUCUUGCAGUUUGGCGACUUCAAGGGUACCAAGAACCGCAUCUUGCGAGAGGCUCUGAUCGGCGGCGUCAACCCUGGUAUCCGCGUGGAUGUCCACCUCCGCGCUGUACCAUCCUACCUUCGCAACAAGCCCCAGCCCGUCUCACUCUUCUCGCUGCUACGUCAUGAGCACAAGCACACUGUGGUCAAUAUCAACAUGACUUUGAGCGGAAGACUCGAGGAGCCCAUCAAGGCCAAGGAGGAGCUUAUCAUCCAGUGUGGUCCCCGCCGCAUGGUAGUGAACCCCAUUUUCUCGUCUGCGGACAACACCCCAAACAACGUGCACAAGUUCGACCGCUUCAUGCACCCCGGCCGCAGUGCUAUCGCCACCUGGAUCGGACCUAUGACUUGGGGAGCCGUUCCGGUGCUUGUCUUCAAGGCCCAGCAGGCCGAAGAAGACCCCGAGGUCCUCGAUUCCGCAGACGACAAGCAGGAGCCUCUGUCCCUGGACCGUCUCGAGCUCAUCGGUACCGGCACAGUCAUUCCACCCGACCCAGCCCGUGUUGUUGCCAAGCGUGCCAUCCUUGCUGGUCACCCUUACAAGAUUCACAAGAACGUCGUCACUGUUCGUUACAUGUUCUUCAACUCCGAGGAUGUUGCCUGGUUCAAGGCUCUGCAGCUCUGGACCCGUCGUGGACGCAGUGGAUACAUCAAGGAGAGUCUCGGUACGCACGGUUACUUCAAGGCUACCUUCGACGCCAAGAUCAACCCGCAAGACUCCGUUGGUAUCAGUCUGUACAAGCGUGUUUUCCCUCGCAAGGCACGGGCUUUGGAGCAGGUGUGUGCGUAA